AGAACUCAUCAUGCAGCUUGCUCGCAUCGUGUCCUGACAACCAUCGUCCUCAGUCUGUUUUGCUAUUUGAGGUGACUUUUGUCGCCAUGGUUGGAAAGAUAAAGCACGUUCGCCAGAAGCUUCACCAGCAGGCGGUGAAGCUGGAUGUGUCGCAGGACACCCAACAAGUUUCCUUCAACUCUUGCAGUCGGGACACAAACAUUUCACAGCCCGAACCUCCCCAUAAAGAAAAGGUCUCUGCACCCAUCACUUUCCCCUCUGGACUUUUUCAAGGCACCGUCAUCCCUACAGAGUCUCUCAAACAAACACUCGACGUCAAAGAAGUGCCAGCGGUUCCUCCGCUAGCUGAGAGAGGACCCAGAGAAAAGAAACUCAAACCAAAGAAAGAGAAGAUGAAGGAGAGGAGGGAGCGAUGGCUCAACAAAAUGAGGUCGAUUACGAAGAUGAAGGCGGAUCAGGCUGCAGCGCUGCAGAGACGAGCCAUGCCGGUGGUGGGAGACAUGAGGCCGCUGGUCGACGCCCUGCCUGAACUCUCUGAGCUCAUGGCGCCCUCUUCUGUAGUCCCUGCUGCCCGGGCCCGGAGUCGGAAAAACAAACUACCGGUGAAGCGACCGCAGCCAGGUGUCAACCGGAUGAACCUAGCACAGAAACGGAAAUUCCUAGAAACAGAGGCCAGUAGCUUCAGCAGUUUCGCCAAGAGCCUGAGCACGAAGCCAAACCCGCUGGCUGAAAUUGGUGAAAUCCUGAAGAAGAGGAUGAAGGAGGAGGAAGAGCAAGAUCUCACUUAACACUAGAGGACAUUAUUAUAAUUCAUGCAGCUCACAGUCUCCGCCUCGGAGUGACAGCCUUUUUCUGGAUGUUGUGCUAGUAAUAAA
Molecule: messenger RNA, 875 nt
Organism: Synchiropus splendidus (mandarinfish)
Lineage: Eukaryota; Metazoa; Chordata; Actinopteri; Syngnathiformes; Callionymidae
Gene: slx9
Product: SLX9 ribosome biogenesis factor
Exons: 6
Coding region: 87-788 (233 amino acids)
Biological process (GO): maturation of SSU-rRNA from tricistronic rRNA transcript (SSU-rRNA, 5.8S rRNA, LSU-rRNA)
Cellular component (GO): nucleolus; preribosome, small subunit precursor; 90S preribosome
Source: RefSeq, a predicted model, not a curated record